AUGGCGGAGAAGCAAAAAAGGAUAGAGAAGACGCGAGAAGGAGUUCCCAUUUGGGAUGGAGAUGCCGGAACAUAUCAGGAGUUUGAAGAGAGCGCUUUGCUGUGGGAGCAAUCCAUAGCAAUGCACAAGCGCUACUUGUGCGGCCCGAGGCUCCUCACAGAGCUGACGGGCACUGCUCGCAGGUUCACUGUGGGCAAGCAUCCCGAAUGGCUCUCCUUCAAUGGAGGCGUGCAGCGGCUUCUGACGUACCUGAGGUCAAACUUGGGCCUUCCACAGAUGCCUGAACUGACGGAUCAUUUGAGCCGUUACUUCCGGCAGUCCAGGCGCAAGAAGGGAGAGACCAUGAAUGAGUACGUCACUAGAAAGUCAGAACUGUAUGCAAGAGCUCGACAAGGACUCCACAGGGUGAUGUCGCACUAUGAGAAAAAGAAGCCAGCGUGGGAGAAGAGCUACGGCGGCUAUAGCCGUCCGGGGUCCACCGACCCUUGGGCCAACUACAGGAGAGCACCCUCCCUGGCUGGCAGUCAGAACCUGAGUGCUGAGGAGAUUCAGGAUGAUCGGGAAGCGCUUGCUCGACCUGAUGAUCAAGCUGAGGCCACCGAGAAUGCCAUUGAGGAGCGAAGCUCCACUGGUCCAGGUCCUUCAGGAGAUUCCUGGAGUUAUCCGGACUGGUGGUCAAAUGACUGGUGGAGUACCUCUUGGACACCUUCCGAGAAUGCCGACUGGAAUGUGGAAGCCCCUGAACUACUGCCAGAGUAUGUUCAGGGCUGGUACCUCUUGUUUGAUUCUGGCCUGGACACCAACGAGCGCAACAUGAUCGUGGCAGCCCUGAAGGGCGACUUCACUAUGACCCGAGUGGCACAGGAGCUACGCAGCCAGUGGACCGAUGAGGACCUGCGUCGUCGAGAUGCAGCCAAUCGUCACUCCAGCUGGUGGGUGGAUGAGAAUGAAGAGGCCGAGUCUGAGGACUAUGACACUGCCUGGGUUGCCCAGGCUCACCGCAACUUCAAUGACGAGGGCCUCGCACUCCUGGGUGAAGCUGAAGAUGUGGCUCAAGAAGCCCUAGCCAUGAUGGAGCGCGGGCGUCGCACCUUGAAAGAGGCCAGACAGAAGCAACAUCAGGUGAGGAUGUCCCGGAAGUACUACCGCACCAACUUCAAGCCCUCUGGAAGCACCUCGGCUGUAGCUUCUGGCACAGAUCAAAAGUGCUUCCGAUGUGGUGGUCCUCACAAGACUUCAUCAUGUCCAAAGGCAAUGGCAACAACGACAGCCUCUUCAGCCGAAGAACAGGCUGCACCUUUUAUCUGUUUUGCACAAGACCAGGCCACCAAGGACCAUGAGAUUGUGGAGCCCUAUGUCCCGGACGACCUCGAGGUGAACUACCUGGAUGCUGGGUUCUCCGAUGCUUGCCCAGAGGCCUUCUUUGAUGUUGCCGACACCAACAGCAUAGGGCCUAUCUCCACUCAGAUGGCCGUCGAACAAGGCAAGGCUGUCGUUGAUGGAGGGGCUACAAAGACCCUUGGUAGCGUGGUGGCCCUCGAGAAGAUCAUUGCCCUCAACCAGUACAAGCAUGGGACUUCUCGUUUGGCCGAUCUUGACUUGGAGAACAAGCCUACGUUUGGUUUUGGAAAUUCAUCAAAGAACCAGUGCGUGUCCACAGCCUCACUCGAGGUUCAAGCAGAUGGCAGACCUGGACAAGUACAAGUACAUGCGUUGGAUGCGGGAGCAGGACCUGUGCUGUUCUCCAUUGAGUCCUUACGGGCCUUGGGAGCAAUCAUCGACUUCUCUGAGGACAUGGUCGUCUUCCGCAAGAUCAACCCGUCCAAGAUCAUCAAGAUGGAACGUUCGGCCACUGGCCAUCAGCUGCUGCCCAUGACUCAGGAUUGGUACAGUGAUGCUCAGAGCACUGCACAGCCAGGUUUCCAUGGACAUGUUGGAAAAAUCUCAGACAGCAGUCAGUGUACAGAGCCAGAACAACCUCCUCCUGCAGCUCUCCAGCACAAGCUAGACGAGAUCCCCAACGAGCCAGAAUUGGUGCAAGAGCUCCUGAUGACCUUUGGCGAAACAGCUCCAAAACAGUGGAGCAUCAUGGAGAUCGAGAGUCGCCUCUUGGAACUCAAGGAAGCCAACGGGAUGGUCACCCAGAAAGGGAAGGUACGGCCACCGAUGCGCCAUGCCAUGAUCGAACUGAACAAGGCCAGCAAGAAGAAGGCCGACCUGGUGGACUACGUGAACAACAAGCUCAUGGUGAAGACCCGCGGCACAGAGACCAUUCAGGAGCUGCAGCGCUUGGGCACCAAGAAGAUCUACCAGACCACAGCCGCCUCUCCGGAGGAUCCUGUGGGGUUCGGGGAACACUGCAGUCUGCAGUACCACGAGCUUCUAGCCCAACACCCACAGUAUGCCAGCUGGGUCGUGAAGACCGCCACCGAGGGGGAGUGCGACUACCGCCUGGCCCGUCUGGCCAAUUGGCUCCAGAGCCCAGAGGCACAGCAUCCGAUGCCGACCUACAAGCAGACCUCCAGCGGCUACAAGAACACAUCGACGCCGGCCAGCGGCUCGAAUGGCAAGACCGAGAACAUGAUGAUGCAGAUGAUGCAGAUGAUGCACGCCCUCAAGGAGGACGUGGACAAUCUGAAAGCCGAGAGGCCUCACAAGAAGGCCCUGCUAUCACACCAGCGCAUAGAGCUGCUGGAAGUGGCAUGUUCGGCCGACAGCGUGCUGUCUCGCACCAUGCAACAAAAGAAAGGUGACGAGGGUGUGGGCAUUUGUGAACAGGCUAUUCAGGGUACCAAGACUCUCAUGAACAAAAUAGCUGAAGAUGACCCAGAAGUCACCGCAGCAGAAGCUUUGGCUGAAGCCACUAGGACCUUUAAUAGCCGAGAACUGAUCCGAGGCUAUUCGCCCAUCCAACAUGCCCUUGGCCGUGCGCCUGAUGCUACCAGGCGACUUUUCCCUUGCGGCCCCAGUGAAUGUCCAGAGCUGCUGGUAGAGAACGCCUCUGGCGAGAUGGAUCGCCAGCUCCAGCGAAUGCAAAGUGCGGAAAAGGCCUUCCUAGAAUGGACGGCAAGCCAGAGACUCCAAAAAGCCAAGAACUCAAAACCCAGAGAUGUCACCAACUAUGAGCCAGGAGACCUAGUGUAUGUGUGGAGAAAGCAAGUGAGCGGCCAAGCAGCCAUUAAAGGUGGCUCGUUUGUGGGGCCAGCCCGCAUCCUGGCGGUGGAGCAACAUCGCUCUCCCGACGGGACCCACAAGCAGGGCAGCUCAAUUUGGUGCGUCAGAGGGAGAAGACUUCUCAAGUGCUCCCCAGAGCAACUACGUCGAGCCUCCGAGCGGGAGGUCCUCUUAGAAGAACUCCAUGCCAAGCAAUAUGAUGACUGGGACUUUGAUAGAGUAGCUCAACAACUUGGAGGGAACGAGUUUCUGGAUGUGUCCACCGAAGCCAACAGGGCGAUCCAGGAGUCCAACUUCCAGGCCUACGCCUUCUACAUCUUCAGGGGCACCCGUGUCACAGAGGAAGUGUUUGCAGCCACCGAGUGCACCUUCUGGAUGGAUGAGACCGCGGCCGUGGCCGUGGAGGUUCCCAUGCCAGACACACGUGCUGGAUCUGAACGAGCUCUUCGAGAUCUCCCUUCUUACUUUGCCAGUAGCUUGAAGAAACGGUCAGCAGUUGAAGUCUGUGAGCGUCACCUAUCUGAGGAAGAGCGACAACAGUUCCGAUCUGCAAAGGCCGUGGAAGUAAGUAACUUCAUAGCUGCCAAGGCUUUUGAAGCCCUUCCAGAGAAACUUCGCCCAGCACGCGAACAAGCAGUGAAGAUGCGUUGGAUACUGACAUGGAAGCAGAAGGAGGAUGGCAGCCGAAAGGCGAAAGCCAGAGCCGUUCUUUUAGGAUACCAAGAUCCCUGCUAUGAACAGAGAGCAACGACUUCUCCAACCACGACUCGCCAGACCAGGCAACUGCAGAUGCAAUUAGCCGCUUCAUGUCGCCACAAGAUGCGAAAAGGUGAUGUGACAGGUGCUUUCCUGCAAAGCAGGCCAUACCCUGAUGACCUUUUUUGUAUACCAUGCCCAGAGAUCUGUGAAAAGAUGGGACUCCCAGCAGAGUCAAUCACAAAAGUGAAGAAAGCCUGCUAUGGCUUAGUUGAUGAGUCUGAGAAAACACAGCUUCGGGCCUUGCUGGGAGGGGUCUCAUGGCACGCACAACAAGUUGCGCCACACUUCAGUGCUGAAGUCGGCUUGCUGUUGUCAGAGGUGAACAAGAGUACUAUCGAGACCAUUUGCAAGGCUAACAGAAUCUGCCGCAGCCCCGGAGCAGCAGAAGCAGCAGCAGCAAACAACGGAGAAGAUCUCCUCUUUUUUGCGAGAUUCCAACUGGCAGAAAUGAUGGGAGCUCAAGUCAAUGUGAGAGACAUCAACAGUGUCGUCAACCAGAUCAGUGGAUGUCUGGUUACUGACUCCAGGAAUGUGUACGACAAGUUAGAGACCGAGGUCUUGUCCGUAAAGGGCGCUGAGAAGAGAACAGACCUGGAGUUACUCUCCUUGAAAUCUGCCCAGAUUCGCAAUGCUGUGGAGAUUAGGUGGGUUCAUAGUGAAGCUCAGCUAUCAAAUGGACUGACCAAGAGCAACGAGCACAAGCAACUGCACCUGUUCUACCGCAUGGGCCACAAGUGGCGCAUAGUCGAAGAUGAAGAAAGAGCGUCAGCUCGGAAAAGGAAACUGCUAGGCCUGGAGCCUCUUGAAAACAGAAAGAGUCAAGGGCAAGAAAUCAAGCCUGAGACACCAUGGAAACCCACGGAAUGA
This is a messenger RNA of Cladocopium goreaui, 4800 nucleotides long. NCBI's taxonomy places the organism in Eukaryota, Dinophyceae, Suessiales, Symbiodiniaceae. The record is from the annotation of a GenBank genome assembly.